CGGAUGAGUGGAACAAUAUAUAUAUAUAUUUUUGAACCUCAGUUCCCUCUCACUCUCCUUUUUAUGGUUGUAAAGCAGGAGGUUUUCUUCAAUCAAUCCCAAUUAAACCUCCACCCAACUUUAAUCUUUAUUAUUUUUUGUGUCUCUCUCUCUUUCUCUUUCUACUCUCUUUUUUUCUUUUUUUAAAUUACUAUGUGCGACUUGUCUGACCCUCGUAUUGUUGAAGCCUAUACUUCCAUCACACAAGAUGACACUACCAAUUGGUUGAUUCUCGGGUACAAUGAUACCAGAGACGUUAUCUCUCUCUAUUCCAAAGGCACAGAAGGUUUAAGUGAGUUUCGAAAUAAUUUACGUGAUGAAGUUUUGUAUGGUUUUAUUCGAGUCGAGGAUCGAUUUAUUUUAAUCACUUGGGUCUCUGAACAAGUGAGUGGUGUCCGCCGAGCAAGAGCAUUGGUGCAUAGUCGAUCAGUAGCAGCGCUUUUAAAAUUACAUCAUGCUCAACUCACGGCUUCUACACUCAAUGAUUUAACAGAUACCAAUAUUCGUACUAGACUCAAGUUGGGUGAUACCACGGCAAGUCAAAUUCCUCGAAGAUCGUCUUCUGUCUCUCAAAAAAGAGCGUCUCGUAGACAAUCCGCAUCUCAAUUACCCACUUCACCUACUACUACAACAAACGCAGAUGCUCCUGCCAUGCCAUCAGCUUCUCAGGACGAGUUUGUUGAGGCUAGUGAGGAUUUACCUACAAUGGAUGAUGGAGAGGAAAAGAGAUUAGCUGCAGUAGCAGCUCAGGAAGAGGAUAACAGAAAGAGAGCUGCAGAGGAACAAAGAUUGGCUGCUCAAGCUCAAGCUCAAGCUCAGGCUCAGGCUCAGGCACAAGCUCAAGCUCAGGCUCAGGCUCAGGCACAAGCUCAAGCUCAAGCACAAGCACAAGCUCAACAACAAGCUCAAAGACAAGCUCAAGCACAAGCUCAGCAACAGGCUCAACUCCAAGCUGCUCAACAACAGGAAGCAAAGAGAAUUGCGGCCGAAAAAGAAGCUGCAGCUAGACGAUUUGAGCAAGAGCAAUCUCAACGUGAGCAAGCCGAGGCACAACGUCAACAAGAAGAAAAGAAGGCUUUACAACAACGUUUGAUGGAAGCGGAGAAAAACAAGGAUGUGAUUCUUUCUGGGUUUGUCUCUGUGCAACCCCAAACCAGUCCAUUUUGGAGACGUAGAUACUUUACCAUCAAGGGAAAAAGCAUGUGUUUUUACCGUGAUGAAUUACAAGUGAAACCCAUUUCAAUGCUUGAUUUGAGCCGUGUGACACGAUUAAAUAGUGCCAAUGUAGAUAUCGAGACUUUUGUGCCUAAUGCUUUUGUAUUGGAAACACAAGGGGAUGGAUCCUAUCAAUUAUUUGCCGAUGAUAAAAAGGACUUACAGACCAUUUUAACCGCUCUUCAAACCGUCAUCUAAUUAUUUAUUCAUGUAUUUUGUAAUCAAUGUAAAAGGGAGUGCCUUUCUCACCUCCCUCACCUCCAUAAUCGUUCACUCGAGAAAAAUAAAAAUAAAACUAUGCCCACAGAAAAAAAAAAAAAAAAAAAAAAAAGAAUAUACAGAUACUAAUAAAAAUUCAUGAUG
Molecule: messenger RNA, 1617 nt
Organism: Mucor mucedo
Lineage: Eukaryota; Fungi; Mucoromycota; Mucoromycetes; Mucorales; Mucoraceae
Exons: 6
Coding region: 193-1452 (419 amino acids)
Biological process (GO): regulation of actin filament polymerization
Cellular component (GO): site of polarized growth; actin filament; cortical actin cytoskeleton
Molecular function (GO): actin filament binding
Source: RefSeq, a predicted model, not a curated record